Anisakis simplex (herring worm) is the source of this 171-nucleotide messenger RNA. NCBI's taxonomy places the organism in Eukaryota, Metazoa, Nematoda, Chromadorea, Rhabditida, Anisakidae. The record is from the annotation of a GenBank genome assembly.
ACUGAGUUGGGUUGGUGGCACGGCUCAGAAGGUGUGCUGUAUGCGGUGGUGGAUGGUUGGGUGGCUUUUGCUGUGGUGUGGCUGAUCCGAUGGAUGACGCAGGGCAGGCUGGAAGACAGGCAAUUGGUUGGAUUGCCUUGCAUUCCCUUGCCUUGCCGUGACUUGCCUUGA